This is a messenger RNA of Callithrix jacchus (white-tufted-ear marmoset), 725 nucleotides long. RefSeq names its product LLP homolog, long-term synaptic facilitation factor (gene LLPH). The record is from RefSeq and is a predicted model, not a curated record. Gene Ontology annotation, molecular function: RNA binding. Gene Ontology annotation, cellular component: nucleolus. NCBI's taxonomy places the organism in Eukaryota, Metazoa, Chordata, Mammalia, Primates, Cebidae. Gene Ontology annotation, biological process: dendrite extension.
CCGCCUCUCGAAUCUUCUUGAGACAGUUUGGCUCCCAGCGUGCAGUGCGUACGCCCCGGGUCGGUUCUACCCGGAAAACGGAAGUGUAAAAACUUCCGGUCGUCGAGAUCCUGUGGCGUGUGUAUUCUUUUCUCAGGUAAAACAUGGCUAAAAGCUUACGGAGCAAGUGGAAAAGAAAGAUGCGCGCUGAAAAGAGAAAAAAGAAUGCCCCAAAAGAGCUCAGCAGGCUUAAAAGUAUUCUCAAACUAGACGGUGAUGUUUUAAUGAAGGAUGUUCGAGAGAUAGCAACUGUGGUGGUACCCAAACAUUGCCAAGAGAAAAUGCAAUGUGAGGUAAAAGAUGAAAAAGAUGACAUGAAAAUGGAGACUGAUAUUAAGAGAAACAAAAAGACUCUUCUAGACCAGAAUGGGCAGUACCCAAUAUGGAUGAACCAAAGGCAAAGAAAAAAGCUGAAGGCAAAGCGAGAGAGAAGAAAGGGGAAAAGUAAAGCAAAAGCAGUGAAAGUGGCGAAGGGUUUGGCCUGGUAGAUUCUUAAAACCUUGGAAAAUGCCACAUGGGACAGAUGAUGGAUUAGAACGUAUACACAUGUAUACUUUGAUUUCAGCUCCCACCAAAUGAAAACUAUUUGUUUUCCUAUUUUAACUUGGCCUUUUUUCUUCAAUUCAAACCAGCAUAACUCCUCAAGUUUGUUUUGGGAACUUGAAUAAAAUACUUUGUUUCAUACA